Molecule: messenger RNA, 3729 nt
Organism: Lodderomyces orthopsilosis Co 90-125
Lineage: Eukaryota; Fungi; Ascomycota; Pichiomycetes; Serinales; Debaryomycetaceae
Gene: MSH6
Product: mismatch repair ATPase
Exons: 1
Coding region: 1-3729 (1242 amino acids)
Biological process (GO): mismatch repair
Cellular component (GO): MutSalpha complex; nucleus
Molecular function (GO): ATP binding; ATP-dependent DNA damage sensor activity; mismatched DNA binding
Source: RefSeq, a predicted model, not a curated record
AUGGGUACAAUAAGAGAAACAACUACACCAAGGAGAAAAGGCAUAGCCAAUAUUAAUGGUAACUCCUCUAGCAAUAAGAAGAAGCAAGCAUCGUUAAUGUCUUUCUUUAAGCCCAUGGCAGCCAAAAAUGAGGUAACCAAAGAAAGCAACGUGUCACCAGAUGAGCCAGUGAAACAAAACUGUGUGUCUUCGUCUUCCCCCUUAAAGUCUAAGACAAUAGUUAAGCAAGAAUUAUCAAGUGAUAAGGAAAAUGAUAGUACAUUGAUGCAUUAUGAUGAGGAUGAGUAUAGGGAUUUGUCAUUUUCAUCAAGCUUGACUUCACCACCAGAUGUGAAUUUAGUUAAGCAAGAACCCAAGCUGUUAAAUGCCACUAUAAAGAACAAUGAAUUAGCAAGUACGCCCUUGAAGGGUCAUAGAACAGCGCUCAACUCAAGUCCUAUCAAUUCCAACCGCCAUGCAAGGAAACAAGUCAACUACGCUGAGACAGAAUCUGAAGAUGAAGAUACCGUCAUUCAGUCAUCCCGUAAGAAGAGAAAAGCUGUACAAGAGCCAAGUGACGACGAAGAUGACUUUCAACCAAUUAUUUCCGAAGGUGACAGUGAUGAUGAUAUGAGUGAUUUCGUAAUGGUUGACGAUGAAGAAGACGAAGAUGAGCCACCCUUUCUGGAAGACGAGGAGGAGAUUCCUAAAGCUAAGAAAUCGGGUCUGUCAUGCAGGGCAAAGUCUACUUCAAUUGAUGUCUCAGUUUUAGAUGUUAAUACAUCAAUUGAAUCAACUGUCCCCACAUCAUAUGACUUAAUUGACAAGUUUAAUGCAUCUUCAUUAUAUGACGCGUCAGGAUACAAAACAAAACAGUUCCUGUCAAAGCCAUUGCCCACCACCAAAAAGAAUUUUGCUAAAGAAAAUGAAGAGAGAUACCAAUGGCUUGUCAAUAUUAAAGAUGCUGAAAAGAGAACUCCAGAUGAUCCAAAUUAUGAUCCAAGAACACUUUAUAUUCCUCAAUCUGCAUGGUCAAAAUUUACUGCAUUUGAAAAGCAGUAUUGGGAAAUUAAGUCGAAAAUGUGGAAUACUGUUGUUUUCUUCAAAAAGGGGAAAUUUUACGAGCUAUAUGAAAAUGAUGCCGUGAUUGCUAAUACCCAAUUUGAUCUUAAGAUUGCUGGUGGUGGAAGGGCAAAUAUGAAAUUGGCGGGUAUACCGGAAAUGUCGUUUGAGCACUGGGCAAAGGAAUUUAUCAGUCAUGGCUACAAAGUAGCUAAGGUGGAUCAAAAGGAAUCUAUGUUGGCUAAAGAAAUGAGAGGUGGUGGGUCUAAAGAGGAAAAGAUUAUCAAGAGAGAAUUAACCGGUGUGUUGACUGGGGGUACUUUAACCAAUUUAGAUAUGAUCACGGAUGAUAUGUCUACGUACUGUCUAAGCAUUAAAGAGGAUACAGCCGAGGAUGGGUCAAAGAUUUUUGGUGUUGCUUUUGUUGAUACUGCAACUUCCGAAUUGAAUUUGAUUGAGUUGCACGAUGACGCCGAAUGUACCAAACUUGACACGUUAAUCACACAAGUCAAACCUAAAGAAAUCAUUUGUGAAAAGGGAAAUCUUUGUAACAUUGCAACUCAAAUUUUAAAGUUUUGUGCCCAUUCCAAUAACCAAAUUUGGAACAGCUUGAAUCCGAUCACUGAGUUUUGGGACUACGAUAUUGCUGUUGAACAAUUGGUUAAAUCAAAGUAUUAUGAUGCUGAGGAUUUGGACGAUUUUUCCAAAUACCCAGAGGUCCUUGUUGACAUUAAAAAGAAUCACCUUGUUGCAUUCAAUGCAUUUGGUGGUUUGUUAUCUUACUUGAAAACUCUCAAGUUGGAUGAAAGUAUCAUGAGCUUGGGUAAUAUUAAACAAUACAAGAUUUCAGAAAAUGAAACUUCACACAUGAUUCUUGAUGGUAUCACUUUGGGUAAUUUGGAGAUUCUCAACAACAAUUACGAUGGUGGCGAUCAAGGUACAUUAUUGAAAUUGGUGAAUCGGGCAACUACGCCAUUCGGGAAAAGACAUUUGAAGAAAUGGAUCUUGCACCCCUUAAUGCGUAUUGAUGAAAUCAACCUAAGGUACGAUUCAAUAGACUACUUGAUGGAUGAGGGUUCUGAGUUGAGAUCAAUCUUGCAGGACUGUUUGACAUCCUUGCCUGAUCUAGAACGUUUAAUUGCUCGUGUACAUGGUGGAACCCUUCGAUUCCGGGAUUUUCUCAGAGUGAUUGAAAGUUUUGAGAGUAUCGCCAGAUUUUCCAAACAAUUGUUGGAAUUUGCCAAUGUUGAUUGCGGUGUAUUGUAUAAAUAUUUGCAAUCUUUCCCCCAGGACAUGGUUGAGCAUAUUUCGGAAUGGGAGGAUGCUUUUGAAAGGCAACAAGCAUUAAGUGAUGUUAUUAUUCCUGCAAAGGGAGUUGAUGCAGAAUUUGAUGAAUCACAAGCUGUCAUUGAUGAUUUAGAAAAUCAGUUGAAUGAGCUUUUGAAAGGGUAUAAGAAAGAAUUUAAAUCGCAUGAGAUUCUUUAUCGUGAUUCAGGAAAAGAAAUUUACCUUAUUGAACUUCCUGUAAAAUUGGUUAAACAUGUACCUCAGAGUUGGCAAACUAUGGGUGCAACUUCAAAAGUUAAGAGAUUUUGGUCACCAGAAGUCAAGCAUUUAGCAAGGAAGUUGAUGGAACAAAGAGAGUCACAUAAAAUGGUUUGUGAUACAUUAAAGAAUAGGAUGUAUGCAAAAUUUGAUGCACAUUAUACAACUUGGAUGAAAGUCAUCAAUUGCAUAGCCAAUAUCGACUCUAUACUUGCAUUGGCUAAAGUUUCAGAAUCAAUCGGUUACCCUUCAUGCCGUCCAGAGUUUGUUCAAAAUGAUCAUGGUGUGCUUGAUUUUAAGGAGUUGAGGCAUCCUUGUUUUGUUGGAACAAAAGAUUUCAUUCCAAAUGACAUUCACUUGGGUGGUGAAGAACCUAAUUUUGGUUUAUUGACCGGAGCCAAUGCUGCAGGUAAAUCUACAAUUAUGAGAACCACAGCUUUGGCAGUGAUCUUGAGUCAGAUUGGCUGUUAUAUACCUGCACUGCUGGCAAGAUUAACCCCAGUGGAUAGGAUCAUGACGAGACUAGGUGCAAACGAUAAUAUAAUGCAAGGGAAAUCAACGUUCUUUGUUGAGCUUUCAGAAACGAAAAAGAUCUUAAGCAAUGCUACACCUAAAUCAUUGGUGAUUUUAGAUGAAUUGGGUAGAGGUGGUUCAAGUAGUGAUGGUUUCGCCAUUGCCGAAGCAGUUUUGCAUCAUUUGGCUACUCAUUUACAACCAGUUGGAUUCUUUGCCACUCAUUACAAUACCCUAGGUGUAUCAUUUAAAUCCCACCCACAAAUAAAACCAAUGAGGAUGGCAAUCGUAGUCGAUCAAGAGUCUAGAGAUAUUACAUUUUUGUACAAAUUAGAAGAUGGAACCGCACCAGGAUCAUUUGGAAUGAACGUGGCAUUAAUGUGUGGAAUUCCCAGAGAGAUUGUUGAUAAUGCUGAAAUUGCAGCAAAGAAUUACGAACAAGUAUCGAGUUUGAAACGUACUUAUGAAGAAGUAGAUAAGGAGGAUGAAAUGAGUUUGGGUUUACAAAGUGAUUGUGUGUGGUAUGGUACUGAUAGAGUCAAGUUGUUGAAACAGGAUAUAUUGAACUAUGAAGCUUCAGUUCAAGAAAGGGCUCUUGAUAAUGUCUAUAAAAUGAUUGAUUCUUUAUAG